Messenger RNA from Acanthamoeba castellanii str. Neff, 825 nucleotides. RefSeq names its product cupin domain containing protein. The record is from RefSeq and is a predicted model, not a curated record. Lineage: Eukaryota; Discosea; Longamoebia; Acanthamoebidae. Bases 1 to 825 code for a protein of 274 amino acids. The transcript is spliced from 2 exons.
AUGAGCAGCCUCGCCAAGAACAUCAAGGUCCGCAAGUCGCAGGACAGGGGCCACGCCAACCACGGAUGGCUGAACACCUACCACACCUUCUCGUUCGCCAUGUACUACAACGCGCACUUCGCCGGCUGGUCCAGCCUCCGCGUGCUCAACGAGGAUCGCGUCACCGGCGGCGAGGGUUUCGGCGCGCACCCGCACAGCAACUAUGAGAUCUUCAGCUACGUGAUUUCGGGCAGCCUCAAGCACCAGGACACGCUGGACAACGAGGAGGAGAUCAAGCGCGGCGGGGUUCAGUUCACGUCGGCCGGCAGCGGCAUCAUGCACAGCGAGUACAACCACUCGCCCACGAAGCCGGUCCACUUCCUGCAGGUGUGGUUCAAGCCCGACCAGCAGGACCUCAAGCCCAGCUACCAGACCGUCCACUUCACCGAUGACGAGAAGCAGGGCAGGCUCUGCCUCAUCGUCAGCUCCAAGUACCACGGCGACAGCAACAAGAAGGACGACAACGACGACACCGAGAAGAAGGCGCCAGUCGUGGUCAACCAGAACGCGCAGGUCUUCGCGUCGCUGCUGGCCAGGGACGAGGCGGUGUCGUACAAAUUCGGCCCGGAGCGGUGCGGCUACCUUCACGUGUGCGACACCGGCGGCCGCCUGCGACUGAUCGACGACCGCAACGACGAGGAGCUCGUGCUCGAGGCCGGCGACGGCGCCUACGUCAAGGCCGGCACGCGCCUGCAUCUCGUCGGCGGCAACGACGAGGAUGACAAGCGAGUCGAGUUCCUCCUCUUCGACCUUGUCAAGGAGGAGAAGGACAGGGCGUGGUGGUAA